Messenger RNA from Geodia barretti, 649 nucleotides. NCBI's taxonomy places the organism in Eukaryota, Metazoa, Porifera, Demospongiae, Tetractinellida, Geodiidae. The record is from the annotation of a GenBank genome assembly.
GUGGUUAACAACAAACCAUCAAAUGGAUCAGCAUCUCGUGAUUGUGAGGCUGCAAUCAACUUUACAUAAUAUGUUGGUGAUUCUUUUGUGUUUAUUCCCAAUUCCUGACCAGCCAAUAAUAUUUCUCGUGGGAAAAUCUCCCAACUCUCUUAACUUUACUUGGAAUGUUUCAAACACCACAGAUGCUAUCACUUAUACAGUUGAAUGGGAGAAAACAGGCUGUUUAGCUGAAAAUCGAGAGAACAAUGGCUCCAUUACCACCAAUUAUACAAAUUACAGUAUAACAGGACUAGAGGAGGGCAGUAGGUACAACAUUACUGUAACUGCAGAGGGACUGACUAACACUGUAUAUGCUGUGACAACAUUGAAAGCUCCAAAUGUGACCAAGAUUUUUGCGACUUCCUACUUCAUCACUACAAUUGGGAGUUCUUGGUGCAUGUGAACAUAUAAAAGAGAUAUAUUACUGGCUCUCAGUGAGUAUGGAGAGAUGGGGCCCAACAUGACAGACAUGAGCGUACUGAAUAUUGCUGGGCCAGUGUAACUGAGGUUACCAUCUCUAACCCAACCCUAUCUACUAACUACUCAUUCAAGUUGCAGCAGUCACAGUGCUGUGUACUGAGUGUUCAGUAGUGCCACUCUUAUAAAGACU